CCCAGACUGCAAGAGCAAUCACGAUGGCGAGCUGGUUCACUUGCCCACUUCAGCUGACCGGUAGUCGCGAACUCACUUGCAAUCGAUUCACUGAAGAGCAACGAAAUACUACAUGCAACGAUGGCAUUUCUGGUAGGCAAACUAGGGGAUUGUUUUUUUCCAAUGUUGACAGAGCCAUACCAGGUACAUCGCCGACUACGUCUACGCUUUACCAACCGUGGUCUUCUUCAUGAGUGCCCUGGGGAUCUUCAUCAUCGGUCACGUCAUAUCCUCAUAACUUCUGGGGCAUCGAAAGUUCCAAGGCCCUCCAAUAUGGCGGAAGUUGAUUGCAAUCGUCCGAUCCUUGUCAUACCGUGGAUUUCAUGUUGAGGCGAUACGAUGGAACUCAGCGCCGGUUGGCCUUUUGCUCUUGGGAACUGCUGGUACCGUAUACUUCUUUUCCCUCCUGAUGGUCAAGCGAGGAUUUUGGAGACUCACCACCACUGGGAACCAGGUCGGGGUGGAUCGCAUUGGCAUGCAUGCCGUUUGUCUUGUAAGCCGCUCAAUAUCGAAACUGCAGUCAUCUACGUUCCUUGCUUCGUCUGCCCGUGGCUCCUAACCGCCUUCGAAUACAGCUUUACUCAAAAAGCCCACAUCCACAUGGAGGACAACGGCUUCAUACGCCUCACCAUCCCGUUGGCUUUUUCAUCGCAUCCUGUCACCAUCUGUUUGCUACCAUCGGUGCAAGCAAAGGGGAAGUCUGAGCUUGUGUUCUACAUUCGCUAUUCGCAUGGGUUGACGAAGUUGUGCGACUAUGCUCAGAAACACCCCGGUACUGUGGUACCUGUGCUCAUCGAUGGUCCGUACAGAGGUAUCAACAUGCAGAGAUUCAACAAGGCUGAUCGCUUACUUGUCGUCGCGGGCGGAUCAGGCGCUGUCUGGAUCUUGUCUUUUCUUGAGCUGUUCUGUAGACAACGUUCUGCUAUUGAUGCUGCCGACGGAGCUUUCGAGAAAGACUUCAAGACUGGAGAUGAGGAGAGACAGACCACGCGCCUAGAACACUGUUGCAACGUACGCAUCGUCCUGGCAACGCGCUACACUAGUAGCCGCACUUGGUUUCUAGAAAUUGUGGCUGAGCUAAUCAGACAACAUUGA
Molecule: messenger RNA, 1134 nt
Organism: Macroventuria anomochaeta
Lineage: Eukaryota; Fungi; Ascomycota; Dothideomycetes; Pleosporales; Didymellaceae
Exons: 3
Coding region: 379-1134 (251 amino acids)
Cellular component (GO): plasma membrane
Source: RefSeq, a predicted model, not a curated record